AUGUCCCGUACAGAUAUCACCGUAAAUGAGCUGCUCAGGUUUCCUGCUUUCAUCCCCUGGCGCAAAACGCUCAAAGAGUCACUCGAAGGCCAGAGCCUGCCCACACAUCCCUUCCACGAGAACCCAUACAAGCUCAAAUCCAUCACGAUUCAAUCUGUGGACCGAUUUCGAGCGAACAUAGGUUUCGUCAAACUCAAAGCACUCGUCGAGAAUGAGGAGCGUCCGAAUAAAGAGGCCUCCAAGCUGCCAGGGGUUGUAUUCCUGCGAGGGGGAAGCAUCGCAAUGUUGAUGAUACUUCGGCCAUCCGACUCGAAUACGGAGAGAUGGGUGAUCAUGACCGAGCAGCCACGAAUACCAGCAGGAAGUCUGCGAUUCCUGGAGAUCCCAGCCGGAAUGAUUGAUGACAACAAAAACUUUCACAGCGCUGCGUUGAACGAGAUUCGCGAAGAAACUGGGCUCACUGUACAUACCAAUGAGUUGCAGGACUUGACAAAACUCGCUUUAGACCAGAUCAAGGGGCAGUCAUCCAAAGAGGAGCUGCAAAUUGGAAUGUAUCCUAGCCCUGGGGGUUGUGACGAGUUCAUCGCACUCUUUCUGUGGGAGAAGGUGCUUGAUAGACAAGAGAUCGAGUCUCUUAAGGGGAGACUGAGUGGGAAGAGAACGGGAGAAUCAGAGAUGAUAACAGUCAGAAUAUUACCAUACGAAGAUCUUUGGAAGAUCGGGGCAAGGGAUGCGAAGACCUUGGCGGCCUGGUCCCUCUACGAAGCAUUGAAACGAUCAAGGACUCUUCCUGAGACAAAGUCGUGGUAG
Messenger RNA from Cadophora gregata, 810 nucleotides. RefSeq lists its product as uncharacterized. Gene Ontology annotation, biological process: ribose phosphate metabolic process; nucleoside phosphate metabolic process. The coding region runs from base 1 to 810 and encodes 269 amino acids. The record is from RefSeq and is a predicted model, not a curated record. Gene Ontology annotation, molecular function: ADP-ribose pyrophosphatase activity; ADP-glucose pyrophosphatase activity. Lineage: Eukaryota; Fungi; Ascomycota; Leotiomycetes; Helotiales; Ploettnerulaceae. The transcript has 2 exons.